Nymphaea colorata (pocket water lily) is the source of this 2529-nucleotide messenger RNA. RefSeq names its product protein DETOXIFICATION 46, chloroplastic-like. Bases 350 to 1987 code for a protein of 545 amino acids. Gene Ontology annotation, biological process: transmembrane transport. Lineage: Eukaryota; Viridiplantae; Streptophyta; Magnoliopsida; Nymphaeales; Nymphaeaceae. The transcript is spliced from 14 exons. Gene Ontology annotation, molecular function: antiporter activity; xenobiotic transmembrane transporter activity. The record is from RefSeq and is a predicted model, not a curated record. Gene Ontology annotation, cellular component: membrane.
AGAAAUUUUGGUAAAGCAGUGGGCUCCCGUCGCCUGUGCACCCUGCGCAUAUUCCUCACGCUGGCGGGGCCGCCCACCAAAAUCGCGACCGUUACAGAAGCAGCGGGAAGCUUUCGAGUCUCCCUCCUCGCCACUCGUUCUUGGCCGCCAGGUGACUCGCCACCUACCCCCGUCUCCCGUAUAUAGAAGCACGAUCUGAGUUCCUUCCUCCUUUUCCUCCUAACCGUCAGUCCCGCCACCCACGUCCCUCUGCAACCCCUCUCCGUCGACCACUGGAGUCAUCAAGUUUUCCCAGUUUUUCCCCCUUCCGCAGGAGAAUCUGUGGUCGAUGCUACUUGGUUGGUAAUCAAUGGCCUCCAGAGCCAUUGUUCUCCCCUACCCAUCUUGUCCUCCUUUAGCCAAUCCCAGGGCUCGCAUCCACAUUGCGACUCCCCUGAAUUUGAAACUCCACCCCUCUUCUUCCGGUCUAUACACCAAGUGGGUCCCUCGGAAGCUUGCCCUUCGUCCUCUAGCUUCGCACGUCUGCCCAGAUGGUGAGGUCCGCCCGGGGGAUUCCGGCGACGAGGAGGUCGACCUUCGGAUGGAGGAGCGAAUUGCUGAAACCGCUGAUGGUCGUGGGGCGGAAUUGCCCAUCGGCAUCUGGCAGCAGGUCAAGGACAUCGUGGCGUUUGCCGCCCCGGCAGCUGGCCUGUGGAUCUGCGGCCCGAUGAUGAGUCUCAUCGACACAGCAGUCGUGGGGCAGAGUAGUUCCGUGGAACUCGCUGCAUUGGGGCCGGGAACGGUUGUCUGCGAUUACAUGAGUUACAUAUUCAUGUUCCUUUCGAUAGCUACGUCCAACAUGGUCGCUACUUCGCUCGCAAAAAAGGAUAGCGAGGAGGCUCAGCGACAUAUAUCCAUGUUGCUUUUUGUUGCCUUAGCUUCUGGCCUUGGGAUGCUUUUCCUUAUGAAAUUCUUUGGCGCCCAGAUACUAUCUGCUUUUAUUGGACCCAAAAAUUUAGGCAUAGUUCCUGCUGCAAAUUCAUAUGUUCAGAUCCGAGGAUUAGCAUGGCCUGCAGUUCUUGUUGGCAUGGUUGCUCAAAGUGCAAGUUUGGCGAUGAGAGACUCUUUUGGACCAUUGAAAGUAUUAGUGAUUGCCAGUGUGGUGAAUGCAUUUGGAGAUGUUGCAUUGUGCUGUUUCUGGCACUAUGGCAUUGUUGGUGCUGCAUGGGCAACUAUGGUAUCACAAUUUCUUGCAGCAUUUUUGAUGGUUGACUCCUUAAACAGAACUGGUUUCAAUGCGUUUCUGCUCUCAAUUCCAUCAGCAAGUGAACUUCUACAAAUAUUUGAACUUGCUGCUCCAGUAUUUGUGACUAUGUUCUCUAAGGUUGCUUUCUAUUCACUUCUUACUUAUUUUGCUACAUCAAUGGGGACAAUUACUCUUGCAGCACAUCAGGUUAUGAUAGGUGUAUUCUGUAUGUGUACUGUAUGGGGUGAGCCUCUUUCACAAACAGCACAAUCAUUUAUGCCAGAAUUGAUAUAUGGCAUCAACCGGAAUCUGGACAAGGCAAAACAACUACUGCAGUCACUUGUGAUCAUUGGGAUUUGUACAGGACUCUUGUUGGGAACUAUAGGAACGAUGGUUCCUUGGCUCUUUCCCUAUCUUUUCACAAGUGAUCAUAACGUUGUCAGUGAGAUGCAAACAGUGUUGCUGCCCUACUUUGUGGCUCUUGUGAUUACGCCUCCAACACACAGCCUUGAAGGGACCUUAUUGGCAGGGCGCGACCUUAAGUUCUUGAGCUUGUCAAUGAGCAGCUGCUUUUCCUUCGGCAGCCUUCUGCUACUGCUCGUCAGUUACAAAGGGUGUGGUUUACUUGGAUGUUGGUGGACACUUUCAGUAUUCCAAUGGGCACGAUUUUUACUUGCUGGACGGAGACUGACUUCUUCACAAAGUGUGGUUUUGUCAGACAGGCUGAGCAGCGAGAAUCUUAGCAAGCUGAAAGCUGCAUAGCCUUCCAUUUGACCAUUGGUCUGCCGUGGUUUUGGUUCUUGUUGGUGUACAUGUCUCCUUUGCUGGUUCCAGGUUCACUGGUAGGAAGGUUGUUGCAGAUGGGGAGUCCCGCAAUGCACCAGUUGCACUACUAUUACAGUUGAUUCUUCCAAAAAAGCAGCAAUGCAAAGGGGAAUACCGCAGUGCACCAGUUACACUAGUAUUACAGUCGAUUCUUUCAAUAAUCCAGCAAUAUGAGAGUGAAAAUUUACAUACAAUGUGGAAACUCCUGUGCUGGUGACGGGACAAAGAUUUACUGCAUUGAGGGGGAAAAGCUCUAAGACUAGGACGCUCAUCCCCCAGUAGCUAUUUAGGCCAUUAUUCUUGUUAAUACGCAUUAUCCACAUGUGUACCAUGCUGCAUUUCUCUGUAAUCAUAAGAAUGCUGAGUGAUGUAUGUACUUUCAAGUUUCAUCUAGUCACAAGAAUGAUGCAUAUUGAGAAAAGAAUUCAGAGAUGUCUCACUAGCAUAUCUGUUAUGUAUUUUGCUUUAUUUUCAGGUAA